This is a messenger RNA of Fraxinus pennsylvanica, 543 nucleotides long. NCBI's taxonomy places the organism in Eukaryota, Viridiplantae, Streptophyta, Magnoliopsida, Lamiales, Oleaceae. The record is from the annotation of a GenBank genome assembly.
AUGGAUCCGGUUGUGGCGGGGAAUGUGCUAGCGAGUUUUUUUUGGGAGGUAUUGAAGAGGCUACCGCCGGUUAGGUUGUUGUCGGGGGCGGCGGCGAUGGUCUGUAAGGGGUGGAGAGAAACCACGAAGAAGCUUUGGAGAGCAGGGGAGGAGCUCCAACUUAGGGUUCCGGUGAAGGCACGGAUUGGAUUUUUUGGAUCGAUGUUGCAGAAAUGUCCUGGACUCAUAAAACUCUUUCUUACGAUGAAAAGGACAUUUCUGCAACAUCGAUCCAAAAAAUCCAAUCCGUGCCUUCGCCGGAACCCUGAGUUGGAGCUCCUCCGCUGCUCUCCAAAGCUUCUUCGUGGUUUCUCUCCACCCCUUACAGACCAUCGCCGCUGCCCCCGACAACAACCCAACCGGCGGCCUCUUUGGCCUCUCUUGAGCUUAGUAUUUGGAUUCUCAUUCAUUGCGGUCUUAUGGCUUAAAUUUUUCAUUUUUGGAGUUCAAGUGCUUAUUUUUAGAUUUUUUGUGGCUUUUCUGGGCUUCAUCAAACAUCUAUGA